Torulaspora delbrueckii is the source of this 2040-nucleotide messenger RNA. It is a transcript of the gene STE11, whose product is annotated as mitogen-activated protein kinase kinase kinase STE11. Bases 1 to 2040 code for a protein of 679 amino acids. NCBI's taxonomy places the organism in Eukaryota, Fungi, Ascomycota, Saccharomycetes, Saccharomycetales, Saccharomycetaceae. The record is from RefSeq and is a predicted model, not a curated record. The transcript has a single exon. Gene Ontology annotation, molecular function: protein kinase activity; ATP binding; protein binding. Gene Ontology annotation, biological process: protein phosphorylation.
AUGGUCUCAGAUGGUGCUAUUGAUACUAGGUUUAUUGAGAACUUUUUACAAGGCUUAAAUUGUGAACAGUAUCUCGAAAAGUUCGUCGAAUGCAGGAUUCUGACUCCACGAGAGGUAAGAUUCCUGGAUCGAGAGUUGUUAAAUGCAUUAGGAGUAUCUAAGCUGGGGGAUAGGGUGCGGAUCUUGCACAGGGCUAAGCAAUUGACAGGUUCAAAGUCACAGCAGGAUUGUACGAGUCAAUUAAAUGAGAUUAUAGAAAAGAUUGGUUCGUUAUCAACAGCAGGAGCGCCAGCAAGUGAGGAAUUGACCACUGAAAAGCACUCGGUGAUCUUUAUUUUGAAUGAUGGCUCAGCGAAGAAGGUUAAUGUGAAUGGCUGUUUCAAUGCGGACUCUAUUAAGAAAAGACUUAUCAAGAGAUUACCUUCAAGAAGUGAAGAGGAUGAUUCUCAAGCUAUUCCGGAUUAUGAUGUCUUUGUUGUUGACUAUUUGAAGAACGUCCUACAUCUGCUUUAUGAUGUUGAGUUGGUGACCAUUUGUCAUUCAGCUGAUCGCUCGGAGAAGAACAGGUUGAUCUUUGUCUCGAAGGAUCAGACCCCUAGUGACAAAGCUAUUUUGACUUCGAAGAAAUUGUAUGUCAAGACUCUGAGUGCUCAGCAUUUGACCCAGACAAACGCUAAUGAAUCUGUUUCUGGGAAUGCCUUGCCAGCUUCCAGUUCUCGUUUGCGGUUAGAUAAUGGUAAGGACAAGAUCCGCAAGAUUUUCAAUCAGAGACCUCCGAGUGAACUCAUCUCGACCAACCUGGCUGGUUACUUUCCUCAUGCAGAUAUGAGACGUCUGGAAAAAACUUUGAAAGAAUCUUUUAGGCAGUCAGCAAGGUUAUCCACCAUUCAGGGCCGAACACCAAGUAAGGAUAGCAACAACGUUGGAGAUAUUCUGCUAAAUCAAUCUAAUGCGGUGAACUCCGCUUUGUUACGAACCGUCAUGCAGAAUGAAAGCAGUGAUGAUAGCGGGUCGAACAAAACUACCUCUAGUACAGUGGAACGGCGCGUACCAGAUUUCCCAAACGAUGAUCGUAUUGAACUGUGGAAUGCUCGUCCUGAAGAUCAGCUGGACGAAGAUCCAGACAGUGAGAUUGUAUCUUUACCAACAAAGAUGGCUACUCCAAAGACCUGGCUCAAAGGUGCAAGGAUUGGCUCCGGAAGUUUUGGUACUGUUUACCUUGGGAUGAAUGCCCGUACAGGUGAACUAAUGGCUGUUAAACAAGUUGAACUACAGUCCAGUGCCUUUGCGGCUGGGCUUGUCGGCGGUUCGGACGACAAGAACGAUCUGAAGCAUGAGCAGAAGUUGAAAAAUGCUUCUCGUAUACAUAGAAAGAUGAUUGACGCCCUGCAGCAUGAAAUGAACUUGCUGAAAGAUCUACACCACGAAAACAUUGUAAAAUAUUAUGGUUCGUCUGAAGAAAGCGGUAACCUAAACAUUUUUCUCGAAUACGUGCCUGGCGGAUCCGUUUCUUCUAUGCUUAACAGUUAUGGGCCAUUUGAAGAAUCUCUUAUCAUCAAUUUUACGAGACAGAUUCUCAUUGGUGUGGUCUACCUUCACAGAAAGAACAUUAUUCACAGAGACAUAAAAGGUGCUAACAUACUGAUAGAUAUCAAGGGAUGUGUAAAGAUUACUGAUUUUGGUAUCUCAAAGAAACUGUCUCCACUCAAUAAGCAACAAAAUAAAAGAGCAUCAUUGCAGGGUUCUGUUUAUUGGAUGGCUCCCGAAGUAGUCAAACAAGCAGCCACAACAGAAAAGGCUGACAUAUGGUCUACUGGCUGUGUCGUUAUAGAAAUGUUCACAGGUAGACAUCCGUUCCCAGAUUUCUCGCAAAUGCAAGCCAUCUUCAAGAUUGGUACUAGUACUGCGCCCGAGAUACCUUCAUGGGCCACAGAUGAGAGUAAAAGCUUCCUCGAAAAGACCUUCUUGUUGGACUACAAGAAGAGACCUGGUGCAGCAGACCUGUUACAGCAUCCCUGGCUCGAUGCCCACCUCAUAUAA